CCACCACUCAGGCGACGGCGGAGGAGGAUAAAAGGGCACGCUUCCGGCCGGGAAGGGGAGGAGAAUAUCGUAGCGUCAAGACGGACUCCGAGGCACAAGCGCGGACGAGACCGCCGGAUAGUGAGAGUCGCACACACGGAGGACGCCGGCCCGGGAAAACCCCCGCCCCGCCUCGGGAAUCCCGCCUCCGCCCCGAGUAGACUCCGCCGGCCGUCACGCCUCCACAAAACACCGCGCUUAUCCACUUAUAACCCAUUCACUUCACCCUAGCCACAAUAAACCACCGCUUGCAACCAUCCUUCUGUCUCCUGUGGGUCUGUACACCGCCCUUCCCCGGGCUAAUUCCUCACAACUGGUGGAGGAUGCAGGCGUAGUACAGACCCGCCUACCACACACACACAAAAAAAAAAUAAUAAAAAAAAAAUUUAUAAAUAAACCCGCGAGAGAGAGAGAAAAAAAAAAAAGGGAAAACCCCCCCCAAAAUGGACCGCACCCUGCAAUACCUGCUGGAGGCCAGCCUCCAGCAGCACGCUGUGACACAGCAGCUCGCCGAGAGCCUUCAGGUCGCCAUACAGACACUGAUCGCCAUGAGGACUGAGGCCCCCGCCGCCUCCGUGCCUCUCCCCGACGCAAGCAGUGAGAUCCGCCGCCUACUACCCCCCCUCGGCCCCGAAGAGGACCUCGAGGCGUACUUCGAAGCCUUCGAGAGUAUCGCCCGCCGGGAGGGGUGGGACCGUGAAGAUUGGCCACGCGCCCUUGGCCCACUACUCACGGGAGAGGCCCGAACAGCCUACUAUGCCCUCGAGCCGGAGGAGGCCGCAGACUACCUGGCGAUGAAGGAGGGAGUCCUGGCAUGGUGUGGCCAAACCCCUGGCCAGGCAGCUACUGAAUUCCAUCGCUGGGUUUAUCGACCAGGUGCCCGACCACGGUGCCAGAUGAGCGCCCUUAUCCGGAUCACCAAACGAUGGCUCCGGCCGGAUCGGCAUACCGCCUCGGAGGUGGCAGAGAAAGUGGCGGUCGACCGUUUCCUGAGGGCGCUACCACGGGCAGAGAGACAGGCUGUGGGGGCACACGCCACAACUACGCCCCAGGAACUCCUGACUGUCCUGGAGCGAACCUUGGCCACCCUGGAGCUCGACCCCGGGGAGCAGCAGCACCUCGAUCGGCCCCUCGGUGCCCAGGGCCCCCGGUCCGACCGCCAGACCCGGCCCUGCACCUGGAGGAACCCCCAGGGGGCGCCCACUUGGGAACACCCCCGAGAUGAGUCCAUGCCUACAGAGCCGGAGAGGGAAGCCGCCCGGCUGCUGACAAAACCAUGGCUCGCAGGCUGCGCCCUCCAUCAGCAGCAACCGCCGGAGGCGCCCUCCUUGACGGUGUGGGUCGAAGGGAGACCAGUAACCGCCCUACUGGACACCGGGAGCACGGUGACCCUCGCCCAGCCGUCCAUCCUGCCUGACGGGCGCCGCCCAAGCGGGACGCUCACCAUGACCUGUGUCCAUGGGGACACCCGGGAAGUCCCCGCAGCCGAGGUCCAGAUCCGGGGCGAAGCCGGCACCUGGCCCCUUCAGGUCGGAAUCAUCCCCAAACUCCCCGUGCUCCUCCUCCUGGGACGAGACUGGCCCGGAUUCCGGGUGGUACCGAGAGCCGAGCCCCGGAGAUCGCGGCGACGUGUGAAGGGGCAAGCAAGGAUUGACAGGGUGGGCCCCAUCGUCCGGGAGGCUGGCCUGACAGCGAACCCAAAGAAAUGCCACCCAGGGCUGACGGAAGCCCAGUACCUGGGAUACCGCAUCGGACGGGGAAUGCUGAAGCCUCAACUAAAGAAGAUCGAGGCUGUGAAGGACUAUCUGCGUCCGACAUCGAAAAACCAGGUACGUGCCUUCUUGGGAUUGGCGGGCUACUACCGCAGGUUCGUGCCUAACUUUUCUGCUGUAGCCUCUCCCCUCUCAGACCUUACAAAGAAGGGCCAGCCAGACCAGGUGAGGUGGACAGCCGAUGCAGAAAGGGCCUUCCAGGCCCUAAAAGGAGCCCUCACCGACACCCUCUGGGCCCACCACCGAGCGGCAGUAGGCUCGGAGCUGAGGGGGGGGUACUGUCGCGACCGGCAGAGUGCCGGCGCACAUAAGAAGGAAAUCGCUCCUUCUCCAACUGCCGCACCGGCACGACGUGGGCAGCUUCCUGCCGAACAUUCCGCCAGCCGGAAGGACCGCCGCGGCAGGGCGGGGCUGACGCGACUCCGGCCAGUGAUUGGCGGAUCCAACGGGGAAGUCCCACCACUCAGGCGACGGCGGAGGAGGAUAAAAGGGCACGCUUCCGGCCGGGAAGGGGAGGAGAAUAUCGUAGCGUCAAGACGGACACCGAGGCACAAGCGCGGACGAGACCGCCGGAUAGUGGGAGUCGCACACACGGAGGACGCCGGCCCAGGAAAACCCCCGCCCCGCCUCGGGAAUCCCGCCUCCGCCCCGAGUAGACUCCGCCGGCCGUCACGCCUCCACAAAACACCGCGCUUAUCCACUUAUAACCCAUUCACUUCACCCUAGCCACAAUAAACCACCGCUUGCAACCAUCCUUCUGUCUCCUGUGGGUCUGUACGCCGCCCUUCCCCGGGCUAAUUCCCCCGG
Messenger RNA from Ictalurus punctatus (channel catfish), 2618 nucleotides. RefSeq lists its product as uncharacterized. The record is from RefSeq and is a predicted model, not a curated record. NCBI's taxonomy places the organism in Eukaryota, Metazoa, Chordata, Actinopteri, Siluriformes, Ictaluridae. Gene Ontology annotation, biological process: proteolysis. The transcript is spliced from 3 exons. The coding region runs from base 483 to 2537 and encodes 684 amino acids. Gene Ontology annotation, molecular function: aspartic-type endopeptidase activity.